Molecule: messenger RNA, 4045 nt
Organism: Hermetia illucens (black soldier fly)
Lineage: Eukaryota; Metazoa; Arthropoda; Insecta; Diptera; Stratiomyidae
Gene: simj
Product: transcriptional repressor p66-beta
Exons: 10
Coding region: 1014-3137 (707 amino acids)
Biological process (GO): negative regulation of transcription by RNA polymerase II
Cellular component (GO): NuRD complex
Source: RefSeq, a predicted model, not a curated record
CGAAACGGAACAAUUGGCAGACGGUUGUUGGUAUUGUACUUCGUUCCGUGUAUUCCGUUGACGUCGUUGAACGAUACGAGCGGAGUGAAGUGAAGAAAAAAAGAAAAUUUUUUGUAUGUAUAAAUCCAAAAUAAAAACGGAAAAACGUGCAAACCCGCAGAUCUCGAGUGCCGCACGAGUACGUGAAAGUGAAGGAAUUGCGUGAGGUGAGCAAGCGACGGCAUUGUGCGCGUGGAACGCAGGUCGGCUCGGCAGAAGAAGCUUCGGCGGCGGCGAAUCUGAAAAAGGAAUUUUUCCCAUUUCAUUUUUUCGCCUAUAAUCAAACCAUGCGAUAAUCGAUUCGAUCGCACGUUGCGGUUGUGUGCGUGUGUGGAGCUGGCGGCGCGGAUGUGUUGAAAACGCGCCGCGCGUUGACAGACAACCACCAAGGCAGCGGUGGACGUUUCGUUGUGCCGUCGUGUCGUGUCGACGAACUACGCAAGAAACUCGUCGAGUUUGGGACGUGAAUUUGUGCAGUUCGCGGGGGAUUCAGCGCGUGAACGGCGACGCUUAGCGUGGUGCGAAGGACGCUACGUGCGUGAGCGCGAAGUGCAGUGCAUUCGGCAGGAAUUUUGGCUGCGGCGUGAUUUGCAUUCACGCGGUCCCCGGGCCCCAGUUCGCCGCAGUCUCCGCGCGAUGCGCACGGGAUGCAAUAGGACGGCGGUGUAGUGGUUGGAUCGGCGCGUGUGUUGCGUGCGUGUGCAGUGACGGCUGUAAGCAUAUGUAAACGACGUGUGAAGCUCAGAAAGCAAGAGGAGUGGAGAGAAAGAGAGCAUCCGAUCAGGUGGUUAGUGCAGUUGUGUGUGCAAGCGGGAUAGGAGUACGGAGCGAACACCAGCGCACCGGUGGAGCAUCGCCGAUUCGGAUAAAAGUGCCCGCACACCCAUACGUAGGCGCGCAUAGCGCGCGGACCCGUUGGAGGAAAUCUUUUUUGAAAUUAUUGACCCCGUCGCAGGGUGUCAAUAGCUUCAAAUAUGGCUAAUAUGGAUAUCGACGAUGUUGUCGAUCUAAGCUUAAGUUCAAGCCGGGAAUCUCUGACAAUAUCGCCGGCAUUCGCCCGUGAUCUUCGUACACUUACACAAAAUUCCAGUUUAACAAUAACGCCAGCUCCACCGCCUGUAAAUGCCUAUGAUCAUAUUGACGAUGGACGUAGUUCGCGACGUGUCCUUCGACCUCGUACAGAGCCUAAAUCAUAUGCAGAAGCCCCCGAUAUUGUCCUGUUACCUGCCAAAGUUAAUGGGAGGCAACAACAAAACGGCAAUGUCGAUUCUGAGACUGACGAUGAAGAGAUGCCAACAAUGAUACCCAUAAAAGAAUUAUCACCGGCGGAAAUUCGAGAAAGGGAACGAGUUCUGCGAAAGCUGCGGGAAGAGCUAAGAAAUGAAGAAACAAAAUUAGUUUUAUUGAAGAAAUUGAAACAGUCGCAACAUGUGAUGAAAGAAAAUUUAAUUGUAACACCAGCCAAUAUGUCACCUACCAAUCCAUUAGCGGCGAUACCAGCGGCUUUGACAAAAGGAUCGUUGAGUGUGACACCCACAACGGCGGUACCACUUCCUGCACAUUCGAAAAGUCGACCUGUGCCCCCUAUAAGCAAUAAUCGAACCCAGUCAAUACCAGGACGAACGAAUGCAGUUCUUCCGCCUCCUAGAUCUUCCUUACCUGGUGGUGCUACACUGACUCCUGGCGGACCGCCAUUGCGAAACAGUUCAGGCCUCCCGCGAACAGGACCUAAUCUAACUAUAACACCGUCUGUGACAAUAACACCCACGUCUGCCCCUCCAGCUGGGAUAAAGCCACGCAAUCUUACUAUUUCGGAUAAUUCAAAGGUACCUGGAACAACAAUUAACAAUUCAGUAUCUAUAACGCCUGCGCCUCCAUUGUCGAACAGUAGUGAAUCGGUGAUAAAGAAUGAACGUCUUGUAUCGAGAGAUGAUGGACAAACGCCAGCUCAAAGACAGGCUGCGGCGAAGCUGGCCCUUCGAAAGCAGCUGGAAAAGACGUUGUUACAAAUUCCCCCGCCAAAACCUCCUCCGCCCGAAAUGAAUUUUAUUCCCAAUCCUAGCAAUACCGAAUUUGUGUAUUUGUUAGGGCUGGAACAUGUUGUUGAUUAUUUAACAACAAAAGACAGAAAAUCAUCAGUUUUACCGCCUUUCCGAUGUGCACAAUGUAAAAUUGAUUUUACGCCAGUUUGGAAGUGGGAGAAACAAGGUGGAAAAGAACCUAAAGUGAUCUGUGAGCAAUGUGUGACGACAAAUGUGAAAAAAGCGUUGAAAGCUGAGCACACUAACAGACUGAAAACUGCUUUUGUGAAAGCACUUCAACAGGAGCAAGAAAUCGAACAACGAUUAGCAGCGCAAAGUAGUCCUUCGCCAGUCGAUUCACAUCCAACAACACCGGUUCCUCAGCAACCUUUACCCCCACCACCACAACAGCCACUUCCUUCAGCUCCUCAACCUCAGCCUCAACCUCCGCAACAUCAACCUCCAUCGCUGCCAACACAACAGCAAAUUCACCAGCAACAACUGCAACAGCAGCAGUUGCAACAAAUGCAGCAACCUCUGCCAACUAAGUCAAUAACUCCCUCCCCAACUCCUCGUCCUACACCACCACCUCCCAGUCAGCCCACCCCACCGCCUCCCCCUCCUGCUCCACGGACACCACGUCAUGAGCAGACUCCUACACCAACUCCUUCUUUUUCAAUAUCUGCUCCACCGCCACCAUCACCGUUUGACAAAUUCCCUCUGAAUUUAGGCAAUAUACCGAAUAUACAUGAUCUAUGCAAUUUGGGUAGUUUGGGAAAUCUGGGGAACUUAGGAUCUUUGGCGAAUACAAAUCCUGCAGCAACUGUUGCAGCUAUGCAAGCUCUUCACCAACAAGUUUUCAGAAUUUUACAACAAAAUCCCCAAAUGAUGCAGUUCACACCGUUAUUGUAUUCAUACCACUUAACUAUGGCCCAUGCUCAAGCUGCUGCGGGAAAAAAUCCUCCAACUUUGGCAGAUAUUCAGCGAGCCGCAGAAUUGCAACGAUAUCUUCUAGAAAUGAUUCCUCCUCAAGCCCCAGGACCGAGUAAUAGUCGUCAAAACAACUGGAAAACCUAAAAUUCCGAGAAUAAAUAUGGAUUGCAAUUUCCGAAAAGAAAAAUAAACUACAAGAAGGACAAGAGAACUAUUUGAAUAGCCGAAAUCUGUUAUUCGAGAAACAAUUUUAAAAAGCAACAAUUUUUCUUAAUGUUGAAUCAUUUGUGUUUAGCAGAAUCUUUUCGCAUUGAAAAUCGGAACGAUAGUAGUAGAGUUGAUGGAAACACAAAGAUGUAUGGAACAUAGCAUGGAGGAAACUGUUAUUAUUGUAAGUUUAGUUUUCGUUCGUUUUUUAGUUAUAUUUGUUUUGAAAUAUUAGCUCAAUCGCAAAAAUCGCCGUUUAAAUAUAAAUAAUAGAACAACAAACUGAUGAUAGAGAAAAAGAUGAAAACCCUAAAAAAAUAAACAUUUUAAUGGUAAGAUGUUGAUUUAUUUUUAAAAUAAUCAUAAUUAUAAUUAUUUGAUGUAAACAUGAAGUGAAAAUGAAGGCGAUAUAAAUACUAGAACAUUUUUUUCUAUUUUUAGUAUUUAUUUAAAUGAAAUUUUAUAAACAAUAAACAAGGAUAAUAAUUAAUAACUAUUAUUAUAACAAUGAAGCUAUUGAAAUCGUUUCUGAGCGCUUUUACUAUUAUGUGUAUAUUAUUUCGCCCCGUACAAAUUAAUUUUAAAUGUAGCGAGAAAUAAGUUGAAGUUAUAUAUUUAAUAUCAACGAAAUGCAAGAAAAAAUAAAUAAUUUAAAGUCGUACAUUUGGUCAAAAAGUGAUGUGAUACGCAUAUGAGUAUGAAUUUUGAUUUUGAAUUUUUAUACAUAAUUUACUGUAUGUUUAGUGAACUUGGAUUAAACUUAGAGAAUUUGUGGACAUAAAAUUGUAACGUUAUUAUUUAUUUCGUACUUUGUAUAAAGGGGUAUUCAGAUGGUAUGAAUCGAA